Molecule: messenger RNA, 840 nt
Organism: Symbiodinium sp. CCMP2592
Lineage: Eukaryota; Dinophyceae; Suessiales; Symbiodiniaceae
Source: the annotation of a GenBank genome assembly
GAGAGAAAGAUUCCUGUGGAAGACCCCAAUCGGCUGCCGACCAGGGAGUGGGGAGACUUCUCGGAAGGCUCAGGACCCGCUGAGUACUUGGACGACGAGGACAUGGCCGACCACGCUCAGGAGGGCGGUGAAGAAGAGGAGAUGGAUAAUGAUGCAAUCAUUCCGGACCCCGACGACCCUACCGGCUUCCCAAAGACCCCUUGCAAGCCCCAUGCCCCGCCGACGCCGGUGGACAGCGACACCGAGGCAGCUGCAGCCGAAGAAGCCUUAGGAGAAGAAGCCGAAAAGAAUGCCGAUGCCCAGAAGGAUUGCUUCGGGGCGGUUGGAUCGGUUUUAAUCGUGCUCUGGCAGGUGCAGCAGAGGAUCCGGAAUGCCGCCACCUUGUCGGAGGUGCAGACAGACGAGGCAGUGCAAGGGCGAGGCAAUCCACGCGGUCGCGGCCGUGGCCGCCGUGGCCGUGGUCGUGGACGAGGCCUCGCAAGGGGCAGCAAGGACGACCAGGCUGUCAAGGCCGAGGACGACGAUCUCGAUGCAGAGGACGAGAAGGCCACGAAUGAGGUACUUUUGGAGGAGGCGGAGGACAAGCCGAAGAACAAAGCGAAGGCAAAAGCAAAGGGACAAGCGAAGAAGGAGCCGAAGGCGAAAGCAAAGGGACAAGCAAAGAAGGAGCCGAGGGCCCAGGAGAAAGUGGAAACGCCCGCCAGUGUGGAGGAGGACUGUCUGUGGCUUGCAAUGUCCAGUUUUACAAAUAAGCUCGAAUCGAAGCCAACAUCGUCCAGGCAUGCAAGCGAGUCACGUCGCUCAGUGCCUACCAGAAGGACCAAUAAAAAUAAUUUAUAA